GAGUGGAGUGUAUAAAAGAGAGAAAAAGCACCGCCCUGAUCGACCAUUCACAAAGGCCACAUCCAAACUUAGGGCAGUGAACUUCGCUUCUUGAUUCGCUCUUGUAUUUUUUUUCUUUCCCUUCUCUCUCUCUCUAAUGGAACCUUUGCCUUCCCAACACGAUGAUAAUAACCCAGACUGCAAGGAAACCCUAACGUCCCAGACCCAAAACGCCGAUAGCGGUAGCACAGCCAGCGACUCCACCGCCAGCGCCAGCGCCAACGCGCAACGCAAACGCAAGGGCAAAGGUGGCCCCGACAACGCCAAGUUCCGGUACCGCGGCGUCCGGCAACGCAGCUGGGGCAAGUGGGUGGCCGAGAUCCGAGAGCCACGUAAACGGACACGUAAGUGGCUCGGCACCUUCUCCACCGCCGAGGACGCAGCUCGAGCGUACGAUCGAGCCGCUCUAUUCCUCUACGGCUCACGCGCCCAGCUCAACCUCACCCCUUCCUCUCCCUCCGCCGCCACGUCAUCUUCCUCCGCAACCACGUCGUCAUCAUCCUCCUCCGCCACGUCAUCGACGCAAACCCUAAGGCCUCUCCUCCCUCGCCCCGCCGGAUUCUCCGGUCCCGUCUCUGCUGGAGGGUUUGGUCCGUACGGUUUCCAUUACCAGAAUAUUCUCCUUGGUGGGUCCGCUUUGUUGUGCCCUAAUGACGCAGCAUCGAUGUUGUCGCAAGGUUUGGUUUUUCCUCAUCAACAACUGCUACAACAACAGCAACAGAACCAGUUUCUCCAAGUUGGUUUACAAUAUCAUCAUCUUCAGCAACAACAACAGUAUCAGAAUUUUCACUUCGGAGAUUGUGUCGGAUCCUCCGGCGGGCACACGGCGUCGUUUCAGCUCCCAAACGGCGUUAACUUACCGUUAGGACAUGCGCAAGGUGGUGGUUCUUGUGUUGAGAAUAACAGUAGCAAUAAUCAUAACAAUUCGGUGGGGGAUGGGAAUUCUCUCGCUGGAUCGGUGGGUUCGUCCCUGCCGAUAUCGGCGGUGGCUCAGCCAUCGCAUGCGGUGGACCCGGUGACUUCGGGUAUAGAUCCGGGUUUUAUAGGCGUACCGGGUUCUCCGGCGGUUUGGCCGUUUGCCGGCGAAGAUGAGUACCCUCCGAGCAGUAUUUGGGACUAUAUGGAUGCAAGUCUUGAUGGGUUUCUAAAUAUUCCGUCAGAAUUUCAUUGACUGUUGCAUCGUCGAUAUUACUACAUAUACGCGUGGUGAGCCGGAAAUUUCAGGGCAGGCCUCCGGAGUUUGUCGGGGACAUGACAUCAAGAUUGUUCUUUUGGAGGGGCUUGCAUGCGGAUUUCAGGAUAUUCUUUAUAGGGCAAAAUAGAGUUUCUCCUGUUUUUAUUUUCAGGGAUUGCAUGAAGAGAAGAUUAAUAUGAUGCCAAUAAAAUACCUCCCUUUGAUAAACGGUGAGCGGGUUUCUUGGAAAUUAUUGGUUUAGGAGCUUAUUAGAGGUUAAAAGCUCGAUUGGUUAAAGGUCAUAGAUUCAUAUAUCUCAUAAAACUCGCUGCAUGUUUUAUGUGUAUUUGAGUAUGGUAUAGUUUUCAAUUUCAUACACGAAGAAAGGUUAUAGAA
Molecule: messenger RNA, 1609 nt
Organism: Tarenaya hassleriana
Lineage: Eukaryota; Viridiplantae; Streptophyta; Magnoliopsida; Brassicales; Cleomaceae
Product: ethylene-responsive transcription factor ABI4
Exons: 1
Coding region: 137-1210 (357 amino acids)
Biological process (GO): positive regulation of DNA-templated transcription; response to stress
Cellular component (GO): nucleus
Molecular function (GO): transcription cis-regulatory region binding; DNA-binding transcription factor activity
Source: RefSeq, a predicted model, not a curated record